This is a messenger RNA of Linum tenue, 390 nucleotides long. The record is from the annotation of a GenBank genome assembly. Lineage: Eukaryota; Viridiplantae; Streptophyta; Magnoliopsida; Malpighiales; Linaceae.
AUUGACAGCCCUACACCUAGGUAUGCCAAGAGCGAGAUAAGGUUCAAUCUCUUGGCGGUGAUCAAGAACAGGAAAGAGGUGUACACUGUCGAGCUGAAGGAGCUCCAGAGGCAGAGGGAAAGGAUCCUGGCAGCUUCUCAAACUGAAGGGGUCAGCCGGGGCAGCUACGAAUCGAUGAGCAAGUCAUUGUCCGAGGUGAACAGUGGGAUCGAGACCACAACUGCAAAGAUCCUGAUGGAGGAGAAGUUCAAGAAGUGGAGAACCGAGAACAUUAGGAGGAAGCACAAUUACAUCCUGUUCCUGUUCAACUUCCUCAAGAUCCUUGCUGAGAAGAAGCAGCUCAAGCCUCUGGUCGAGAAAGCUAAGCAAAAGGCUGGCAACGCCAAGUGA